UUUGUCAUCACUAUCAAAUCACCAUCCACCUGUGAAACUCACUGAAUCUUCUCCAACUUUCCAGACUCAAAACCCAGAAAAAUCCCAUCAUCUCUUCAAAUUAAACUCUUCUUAUUUCUUCUCCAAUGAUCAAAUUCAAGCUCCCAUCUUUCAGUCUCAAUCUGACAUUUCAAUGGCAACCCUCUUCAGUUCUCCACCUUCCUCAACAUGGGUCCCAAUUAAAAUUCAAAAUUCAUAUCAAAAGCUUCCAUCUUUUCCCAUUUCUCACUACCCAUUUUCUAUCUCCUCCUUAAAACCCAGAAAACUCUGCUUCUCUUUGCAAGAUGAGAGAGAAAGAGAGACUUCUUCUGUAGCUGUUGUGGAUGAAAACACAAAGAAUGAAGAUACCCAGAAAAGAGAAGAAGAAAAAUUUGAGGAAAAACAAGAUGAUGAGCAACAAGAAUUGGAUUGGAAAACAGAUGAAGAAUUCAAGAAAUUUAUGGGAAAUCCGUCAAUUGAAGCUGCAAUUAAGCUAGAGAAGAAAAGGACUGAUAGAAAGCUUAAAGAACUUGAUGCUGAAAGUAACAGUGAUAAUCCAAUUGUGGGAGUUUUCAAUAAAAUUGCUCGUGAUAAUUUGUUGAGAGAGAAAGAGAGACUGGAAAAAGUUGAACAAGCUUUUAAAGCCCUUGAUCUUAACAAGUUAAAGAGUUGCUUUGGAUUUGAUUCAUUUUUUGCAACGGAUGUCCGGAGAUUUGGGGAUGGGGGGAUUUUCAUAGGGAAUUUGAGAAAGCCCAUUGAAGAAGUCAUGCCCAAAUUGGAGAAGAAACUCUCUGAGGCGGCAGGGACGGAUAUUGUGUUAUGGUUUAUGGAAGAGAAGAAGGAUGAUAUUACAAAACAGGUCUGCUUGGUACAACCGAAGUCAGAAAUUGACCUCCAAUUUGAAUCCAUGAAGUUGAGCACUCCUUGGGGGUACUUCAGUGCCAUAGGUUUGGGUGUUGCAACUUUUGGAACAAUUGCUCUGACUAGUGGUUUCUUUGUCAAGCCUGGUGCAACGUUUGAUGACUACCUGGCAGAUGUCGUGCCUCUUUUUGGUGGUUUUCUAACCAUCUUGGGUGUUUCUGAGAUUGCCACAAGGUUGACCGCAAAUCGCUAUGGGAUUAAGCUCAGUCCAUCAUUUCUUGUUCCAUCGAAUUGGACAGGGUGUUUGGGAGUGAUGAAUAACUAUGAGUCCCUCCUCCCCAAUAAAAAGGCUCUUUUUGAUAUCCCUGUGGCUCGUACAGCCAGUGCAUACUUGACUUCCCUGGCACUUGCAGUUGUUGCCUUUGUAUCAGAUGGUAGCUUCAAUGGAGGUGAUAAUGCAUUGUUUAUAAGACCUCAAUUUUUCGUGAACAAUCCUUUGUUUUCCUUCAUCCAGUAUGUCGUUGGACCUUAUACAGAUGAUCUUGGAAACGUAUUGCCUUAUGCGGUGGAAGGACUGGGAGUACCAGUUGAUCCCCUUGCCUUUGCAGGACUCUUAGGGAUGGUGGUGACUUCACUAAACUUGUUGCCUUGUGGAAGACUUGAAGGGGGUAGGAUUGCACAGGCCAUGUUUGGAAGGAACAUUGCCACAUUGCUUUCGUUCGCCACUUCUUUACUACUCGGUAUUGGCGGUUUAAGUGGGAGUGUUAUCUGUCUCGCAUGGGGAUUGUUUGCUACAUUCUUUCGAGGCGGAGAAGAAAUUCCUGCUAAGGAUGAGAUAACUCCAUUAGGUGAUGAUCGAUACGCUUGGGGUGUUGUUCUGUUCCUUAUAUGCUUCCUCACUCUCUUCCCGAAUGGAGGAGGAACCUUCUCAAGCUCCUUCUUCAGUGCGCCAUUUUUCAGAGGCGAUUUGUAAAUUGGGGAUUUAGUUUCAAGUUGUAUAUUCUUUGGUCUUAAGUAAUUGUGUUUGUUGAUGUGUUUUUGAUCCAUAAUCUUGUAAAUAAAACUGUUUUGGGAUGA
Molecule: messenger RNA, 1956 nt
Organism: Beta vulgaris subsp. vulgaris (sugar beet)
Lineage: Eukaryota; Viridiplantae; Streptophyta; Magnoliopsida; Caryophyllales; Amaranthaceae
Product: probable zinc metallopeptidase EGY3, chloroplastic
Exons: 6
Coding region: 173-1852 (559 amino acids)
Source: RefSeq, a predicted model, not a curated record